AUGAAUAAGCUCAAGCUAAUAGUUCCUAAAAUAGGCGUGGUAGUUUCCGCCGCCAUUAAACAUUACAUAAAGGGUCCUCCUCAACCAUCAUGGGACCUUCCGUUCCAUCUAUUGUUUGCCCUGCGAAAGUCCAUAUCAGAAGAUAUUAUGAACCAGACAAUAGAAGAAGUGCAACAAUUUUUGCGAAUGGGUCCUCCAUUGCCCGCGGAUUUCAACGAAGAAGAAGUGGCGAUCUCUAAUAAAUAUAGGAGACGUGCUCAACCUUAUUUGGAAAAGAUUUUAAACGAAUAUGAGCAUGUGCUAGAUGAGUGGAAAGAGUUAGAGGAUGAAAAUGAAAUAGAUCAGAGAGAAGAAAAGGAUAAUAUUUCAGGAAGUAAAAGAUGGUUGAACGCGAAAUGGAUAUAUUUAAGAGAACGAGGGUUUAAGAGGAAGGGUAAUAGCAAGAGGUACCAAUUUCCAGCCGCCAUACUCGAUGCCUUUGCUGCUUAUCUCUAUCUGAUAGAUCCACCUGAAAACGCAGGUUUUGAAGCAAUUGAUCCUAAACAAAUUGUUAUAAUGGGUGAUAGUGCGGGUGGUGGUUUGGCUAUGGCCUUAGGAUUGGCAUUAAGAGAUACUGGAUUGCCGAUGCAUCUGACUUCAAAAAUGUUCCAUCUCACUCAGUCACCCUGGGUAGACUUAACUAAUAGUAUGCCUUCAUUUCAAAAUCCCCUUUUCUAUCUUACCGACAUCCUCCCCGAGAACCUCUUCAUUAAUGAACCCUCCCCCGCCUUAGAUGACUUCUAUCGUAAAUCAGACAUCUUGUCAAAGUGCAUUAAAAAGGAAAGUAAACCCCAAUUUUGGGAUAAUUCAUUUAAUCUUAGCGAACGGGUGCAUUUAUAUGCACCUAACGAGGCAUUGUCUGUGCCUUACUGA
Acaulospora colombiana is the source of this 912-nucleotide messenger RNA. The record is from the annotation of a GenBank genome assembly. Lineage: Eukaryota; Fungi; Glomeromycota; Glomeromycetes; Diversisporales; Acaulosporaceae.